Molecule: messenger RNA, 552 nt
Organism: Argentina anserina (silverweed cinquefoil)
Lineage: Eukaryota; Viridiplantae; Streptophyta; Magnoliopsida; Rosales; Rosaceae
Exons: 1
Coding region: 1-552 (183 amino acids)
Biological process (GO): negative regulation of catalytic activity
Molecular function (GO): pectinesterase inhibitor activity
Source: RefSeq, a predicted model, not a curated record
AUGGCUCCUGCUUAUAAGGUCAGCUUUGUGCCCUUACUAGUGUUUGUGUUCCUGAUUAUCAAUAUCCACCCAUCAAAGGCUCAAAACACACAACAACUGAUUGAGAAGAUAUGCAGAUCCAUGGAGGUGUAUGGUUUUUGCAAACAAACUUUCGACGAGAACCUGAAGUCCCCAAAUGCCGAUAUUGUUGCCAUAACCCAAAUAACCGUAGAGCGAGCUACAGAUAACGCAACCAAAACCCAUGAUUUCAUCAGGCAAACUCUUGAAAGUACAACUGACCCUGCAGUGAAGAGUGCUCUUACCGUCUGCGAGAAUGUUUAUGCUCUCCUCAUGCAGUCAUUUGACUCGGCGGCUGUCUCAUUUUUCCAGAAGGACUACACCAGUGUGGAGAAAAAUGAGCGGGGUACAGCGAAAGCAGAAGCCAGCUGCGAGCGGAUACUCCAUACUCCGCCGAAUGAUCUAACACUUCUGGACGACAGAAACAGGCAGAUGCGGAUUCUCAUUGCCAUGGCUGUAACUUCAGUGACAGAACUCCUUGGUACCAAGGCUUAG